CCAGCCUCGCUACAUCUCCUCCGCCACAUCAUCUGGCUCGCUGCAUGACCGUGAACCGAAAGCGCAAAAGGCUGGGGGUAGGCAACAGAGAAAACACACUGUAUACCCACAGAUGCGCGGACAUCAAUGCUUCAGCGACUUUAGCCAGAUAUUUACAGUGAAUACGAAUAUAUUGGAACGACAUAGUCCAGGCGACGAUCUAAAGGGGAAAUCGACAUUUUAAUUCGCGUUGGAAACCUUGAAAAUGCUCCAGUCUCUUACAAGCAAUUCGUGUGUGCGACUAAUUCAAAGCAAUAAAUCGGCAUGGUAUUUCUUAUUUUUAGUUUUGGGGUACGUUCUGUAUCUGAUUUUCGGUGCCGUUGUGUUUUCAUCGGUGGAGUUGCCAUAUGAGGACCUUCGGCGUCAGGAGCUUAGGACCGCCAAAAGGCAAUUUCUUCAGGAAAAUGAAUGUCUGUCUGAAGAGCGGUUGGAAGAGUUUCUGGCCAAAGCACUCGAGGCCAGUAACUAUGGUGUGUCUAUUCUCAACAACGCAUCGUCUAACUGGAACUGGGACUUCACCUCCGCUUUGUUUUUUGCGAGCACCGUCCUGACAACGACAGGUUAUGGCCACACUGCUCCCCUCUCGGGUGGAGGCAAGGCCUUCUGUAUCAUCUACUCUGUCAUCGGCAUCCCGUUCACCCUCCUCUUCCUCACGGCCGUGGUGCAAAGGAUCAUGGUCUUCAGCACGCGCCGGCCCGUCACGUACGUGCACACCCACUGGGGCCUGUCCAAGCCCCUGGUGGCCAUCGUCCAUGCCAUCCUGCUGGCCAUGGUGGCCGUGACCUGCUUCUUUCUCAUCCCGGCGGCCAUUUUCUCAGCGCUGGAGGAGGACUGGAAUUUCUUGGAGUCCUUCUACUUCUGUUUCAUCUCGCUCAGCACCAUAGGACUGGGAGACUACGUGCCCGGGGAGGCCUUCAACCAGAGGUUCCGUGAAUUCUAUAAAGUGGGAAUAACUGUCUACCUGCUGCUGGGCCUGAUCGCCAUGCUGGUGGUCCUGGAGACGUUCUGCGAGCUGCAGCAGCUCAAGCAGCUGCGCAAGAUGUUCUACCUGAAGAAGGAGAAGCCGCAGGACCGCCUCAGCAUCCUGGAGCACGACCACCUGUCCUUCACCACCGUGGCCGACCACGCGGCCGCCAACAGCGCCGCCGCCGCGCUGCGGGAGAACAAGACCGAGCCCUACGUGGACGUGCCCGACCUCGUCUCGCCCGGCGGAGACGAGCCCAUGCUCAGAUAAAGAGAGAGAGCGAGGGAAUCUGUAAGGGGGGUCGGCGGGGGUCAAAACGUUCAGGCGUGAUAAUGACAGAAUCACUUGAAAAAAACGGACAAAAAUACAAAUCCACCGAAAAUACCGAAGUGAUACUUUACUGUUCAAAUGCAUCAUAGCACAAUAGCAUCAUAACGCGAUGUGUGAAUAUCUGAGAAUAUCAUAGUGCUGCUGCUGCUGACAGAUGCUGGAGAACAUAGGCCUACCGCCAGCGUUAGUUCUUAUAUUCCCAACGUUCUGAUAAGGACUGCUACAUAGAACAUCAGUGGGCUGUGCUUCUCUGCAUUAACGGCCAGGAAUUCUGACUUAGGUGAUAGUUCUCCAACUUGUACAGUAGAAUGUAGUGUAGGCAAGGAGAGAAGUUUACGCUACCAUUGAUUGAGUCGUCGUCAUCAAUGCCGUCAGUCUCUGUGCUAUACUGUAGUGGUGCCUGUUGGUCGAGGAGCCAUUCAUUGUGUUAGUGAGUGUAGCAUUACGCAAACCAUCUGUGAAGGGUUAUUCAUAGAAAGGCUUCUGACUUAGUAUAUUGCUAUGGGGGCUUAUCAGAGUUGACUCAUAAAUGGGAAGUAUACUGUGGAUGAGUUUGACUGAUUGCAUCAGUCUCAUAUGGUUAGUCACCACUUCCUCUUACCAAUACAGAAUCAUGCAGUUCCCAUGUAGGGCACUUGUAUUUUCAACAUUGCUGAAAUCAUGAAACAUUUGUUGGCUCUUUAGUGUGAAAUCUCUGAAGUGCAUCAAUCGUGGGCCAUGGUUUUCAGGUGUAAUGAUGUAUUACUGAUGCUGUUGUUGAUCAUCAACAGUAUUAUAAGAUGGGUAUAGCUUCAGGAUUUUAAGUUAUUAGCCAUUUUUAUGAAUAACCCUAAGUUCAGUAUAUACUUGACAUUCUGCUGCAGGGAAGUUUAGAAAGGGACAGAGAGCAUACCAGACCAUUCCAAACAGGAAGCAGCUAGAUAGUUGUACCAUUCUGUUAAUAUUCUUUGUUUGUUGUUUUUUCCAUGUUUUGUAAAAGUGUUUACCACAGAUCUCAUCCACUGUGUUGAAAGGCAUCUAACAACGACAGAUGCAUGAGUUGGAAGAGGGCUGGUCCCAGAAGGCUUCCAUGAAAUGAUUACAGUCAGGUUUUAGGUACAGUCCACCUGACUUGCUAGGCUUCAACCCAUUUUCAGGGAGCUUGUUUGGUCGUCUAACUUAUUGUGAACAAGAAAUACUCUCAAUUUAUGAUGAGUUUUGAACGGAUAUACUGUAUUUCUACUUUAACUGAAAAUAGAAACCGGAAGGAACAAAGGGAAUUUAAAUUCAGUAGGAUCUAAUCAAGGGAACUAACAAAGAAAAACACUCAGCUUAAAGAGUUUUUUUUAACCUAGGGUCAAUUUUUGGAUAAUAAUUAGUCUGAAUUUUGGUUUGGGACUAAACAGUUAUCAUUUGGUAGUUUUGGGUAAAACAAUAAUGUAUUUAUAUUUACAAAAUUAUUUAAGCACGACCCUACAUUUGACAUGUAAUUGGGCUUGGAAUCAAGGCUGAAAUAUGAAAAUAUGCGUGUAUAUUUUUCAGAAAGUGGAAUGUUUACAAAUUUGUAUUUGUACAAUGUAGACUUGACAAGGUACCAUUUUUUGGAUCACUUGAAUUCUCAAAUAACUCAUAGGGCUGAAUAACAUUUCAAAUGUUGUCUUUGUUUGUGCAGAACUCUCUUCGGAUAAGCCUAUUUGAGGUGCACUGUUGAUUUUGCAGUGCACUUCAGAAAGAAAGGACUGGAAAGUUUAAUGAAGACUGAUUGUAUAUGUAUGUCUGAAAGCCACAUUCAGUGCUGUCAUCAUGAGGAAUAGAGCUUGUAUUGUGACAUAAUGUAUUUAUUGUUUAUAAAAAUGAAAAAUCUCUA
Messenger RNA from Sardina pilchardus (European sardine), 3179 nucleotides. RefSeq names its product potassium channel, subfamily K, member 1b (gene kcnk1b). The record is from RefSeq and is a predicted model, not a curated record. Gene Ontology annotation, cellular component: plasma membrane. NCBI's taxonomy places the organism in Eukaryota, Metazoa, Chordata, Actinopteri, Clupeiformes, Clupeidae. Gene Ontology annotation, biological process: potassium ion transmembrane transport; stabilization of membrane potential. The transcript has 3 exons. Gene Ontology annotation, molecular function: potassium ion leak channel activity; outward rectifier potassium channel activity. The coding region runs from base 245 to 1273 and encodes 342 amino acids.